AAGACGAACAUAUAAUAUAAUGGGAGUUAACACAAGAGGAAUAUUCACACAUCGCACCGGUUUAGCUGUCAAAACCGAAACUAGAAGAAAUCAAACGUUUUGAAAAAGUUUCAUAUAUCUACAGAAUGGCUGAAGGAGGUGAUUUACCGUCUUUAAAAGAUGGCUCGGAUGCGGACUUUGAGUUAAUUUGUACACCUUGCAGUGAAGACAAUGAGAGAAUAGAGGCCAUCAAGUAUUGUCAAGAAUGUCAAGAAUAUUUAUGUGCAAUGUGCACAAAGCAUCAUGGUCGGCUCAAAGCUACAAGAGCGCAUAUACUACUUGAUAAAGAUAAUGCCAAACAGAGUUCUUUUGUUGCCAAGACAAAAUGCCGUUAUCAUCCGGAUAGAGACAUUGAGAUGUAUUGUGAAGCACAUGAUAUGGUGUAUUGUACUAUGUGUAUAGCCACAGAACAUAGAUCAUGUGACGACGUUAACAAAAUAGAGGACAAGUUGGAAUCGUGUGUUAAUCAAACUGAGAUUCAUCGAGUGCUAGAUGAAACCAAGAACGCGCUAGAAACGAUUAAAACUGUGGUCGUAAAGCAAAAGAAGAAUAUAGUUUCUCUCGAAGAGCAAAGAAACGUCAUACAAGACAAGCUGGAAGACGUUAAGACAAGCCUGAUAGAACAUAUCCUUAAACUGAAGAAGGAGACUUCUGACUCUGUAGACAAAAUAUAUGCCAAGACGAAAGAAGAACUUGAGUUUGAUAUUAAUGUAUCAACUAACAUGAUACAAAAUUUGGAGAAAACGUUAGAACAAAUGCAAUUAGUUCAUAAUUUGGACGCAGGACAACAGUUCAUUCAGAUGAAGCUGGUGAAGAUGAAUUUAACCGAUGCCAACAAGUUACAUUCCAACAGUGAAUCAAAUGGAACAAAAUCAAUUUGUUUUACAGAAAACACAGAUUUAGUAACCUCCGUAAUGACGGCAGUUGCGUUUGGACAGGUGCGUGAAGGAAGUGAGGAUAGAAAACCAUCAAAGCCAAAGCAAUACAAAAUGAAGUCGAAGAAAGAGGUCAAUGUCAAACUGGGAACUGACAAAACUACAUGUUUUAUUUCUGAUGUCUGCCAACAUCAGGAUGGUACAAUCCUGCUGACUGACUAUUAUAAUGGAAACGUUAAGAGGCUAGACAGUAACUACAAGCUGAAGGACAGCUGUGACCUAGCCGCAAGUCCAAGGGGCAUAUGUUUCAUUAGUAAGAACGAAGUAGCUGUCAAAAUGAGCAACAACACCAUCCAGUUCAUAGAUGUUAGUAAUACCUUGUCUAAAACGAGAUGUGUAGAUAUAGUUCAUGGGAGCCAGUUUGGACUUACAUUUUGUAUGGGAGAGCUGUGGACAUCUAGAAGAGAUGGUGUUAACGUGUACAGUACUACAGGAAACCUUGUUAAGUCAAUUGACAAGAAUAGGGAUGUUAAGCCGAUAUUUAAAGCAUACACUCAACAUUUGGCUGCCAGUGGUGAUAGCGUUCUCGUGACAGAUAACAGUGAUGGUGCUGUCUGUUUAAACAACGACGGUACGAUAAGGAGGGAACUACGUAGUAGUGGACUAAAAUACACCCGAGGUGUCUGUGUAUCCGACGAUGGAAUCGUAUUACUCUGUGGAUAUCACUCCAACAAUAUCGUGAUGUUCAGCAGUGAUGGAAAAUGUCUUGGAGAGUUGGUGGCCAAAGAUGCUGGAUUGAAAGAACCUAUCAAUCUGUGUUAUGAUGUUAAUAAGCAUAGUAUAAUUGUAACAUGCCGAAACUGUGACACGAUAAGUGUUGUUGAACUUAGAGAAUAAAAAGAACAUUCCUCCUCCUUAAGAGACACAUAUUAUUAGGGACGUUUCGAGUUUUCUAUGUUAUUAUGUCAGUUGUGUUUAUCUGGAAACUGUUUAACUGUUCCGUGUCAUUGUGACCUUGACCUUUGACCUACUAACUUUAAAGUCGAACUUGACUUGUAUUUUAGCAUGUUACAUCCGUGUACAAAAAUGAUUCUAGACAGAAUAGUUAUCAACCAGAAACCAUAUAAUUGUUCCGCGUCACUGUGACCUUGACCUUUGACUUACAGACCUCAAAGUCGAACUUGACCUGUAUUUCGUGAUGUUACACCUGUGUACAAAAUUUUAUGAUCCUAGGCCUAAACGUUCUCAGGUUAUCAUCCUGAAACUGUUUUACUGUUCAGGGUCACUGUGACCUUGGACCUACUGACCCCAAAGUCGAACUUGACCUGUAUUUUUUUCAGGUUACAUCUGUGUACAAAAAUUAUGAUCCUAGACCCAAGCGUUUUCAAGUUAUCAUCCGGAAACCGUUUAACUAUUCCGAGUUACUGUGACUUUGACCUUUGACAUACUGACCCCAAAGCCGAACUUGGCCUAGCUGUAUUUUCUGAUGUUACAUCCUUGUACCAAAAAUUAAAGACUUUCAUUAGUUAUCGUCCGGAAACCAUGAAAACCAACGGACCGACUGACAAGCUCACUCCUAUAUACACCCCAAACUUCGUUUUGUGGUGGUAUAAUAAUUAUUUUGAGAGAGAGGGUUACAAAUCCCGCAAAUCCUGGCUUUAAUUUUAAGAAGCCAUUAAUAAUUUACUGGGUGAGCCUCCGCGUGUAAUCUCCUCUCAGUAUUAUAGUAGUCGUAGUAGAUAAUACAUAAAUAUAUUUACAUUCACCCUAUUCUUUUGACGUAUGAACAGCAAAAUAAAAGGCGCGAAAGUAAAGACGCUGUUCAGUGAUAACCGACCGUUGAUUUGACGACGUCCGCGUAUAGUCAGGGAGAACGUUCCUUAGAUGACGUCGCAGUUAGUUCAGUCUGGUGAACAGAAUGGACGGGAAGCUGAUUUUAAUGUUAAAUGCUACAAAUUAUAUGCAGUUCAUAAUAUUAUAUAGUUUACAAAUGGAAAGGAAAUAUAAUGUAAAUAUAUGAAAUGAAACUAUUUUGUUUCGGUGUUCAUGCGAAAUGAACGACUAAAUAGGAUCGGCAAAUUAAACAUAGUGCGAUUCAUGGAUUUGCCGGUCAUAUUCUGCCGUUCAUUUCGCAUGAACGCCGAAAAAAAAUCAUUUUAUUUUUUUAAUGUUUACACAUUGUCACAUAUAUAGUACAUAUAUGGUAAAUACACAGAAUUUGUUAA
This is a messenger RNA of Mercenaria mercenaria, 3139 nucleotides long. Its product is annotated as E3 ubiquitin-protein ligase TRIM71-like. Bases 126 to 1811 code for a protein of 561 amino acids. Gene Ontology annotation, cellular component: nucleoplasm; chromatin. Gene Ontology annotation, biological process: positive regulation of DNA-templated transcription. The record is from RefSeq and is a predicted model, not a curated record. The transcript has 3 exons. Gene Ontology annotation, molecular function: ubiquitin-protein transferase activity. NCBI's taxonomy places the organism in Eukaryota, Metazoa, Mollusca, Bivalvia, Venerida, Veneridae.